Heterobilharzia americana is the source of this 2763-nucleotide messenger RNA. Lineage: Eukaryota; Metazoa; Platyhelminthes; Trematoda; Strigeidida; Schistosomatidae. The record is from the annotation of a GenBank genome assembly.
AAAUCUUCAAACGCUUGUCAAGGUCAUGGGUACCUUCGAUCUGCACUGUCCUAGUCUCUCAGUUAUUUCGGAAGUUCUUAGGGACCACUUAAAAAGCUGUUUUGAAAAUGUGCAAUGUUCAAUCAUUGAUUCUCCGGACCUCACAAGCUCACCCUACAACCUAACGCUGAAAGGAUUGAAUGGUAAGGCAACCAUCUGUGAUGUAGGAAGCUUUGAUUACCUUUUACCAGUACCAAAGAAGGAUAGGCAUUACGACCUUUUAGACAUAUUUAGAAGUGCUGGUAUGACUUCUGGGGCGGCAAUCGGCGCUGGUGCUGGGCCUUUUUUUCUCACUGGAUAUAAUUCUGAGAUGGUCAUAAAUAUUUCUUCUGAGAAUGAGGCAGUUGCAAGGAAUGGCUCAUUAUUCGGGUCGUAUGACGAAGUGAACAACAAACCCCUGUUAACGAAAGCUGAUAAUACUAAAUUUGCUUUGUUGGGCCAGAUGUUUUUAUGUGAGGGUAAGCCUGGACCGGUUAUUGAAUUGAUUGUGUCGGGACGUAUUCAAGAUGGAAAAUUCGAUGCUAUGCUUCGUGAUGCAUUACACAAAAAGUUUGGUGAUCUAAGUAAUGCUGUUGGUCUGGGUGGGGUCAUAGUUCAGGAGAAAGGCAAAUCAUUUUAUCAUGUUCUCCCAGAUUUCGUAGAAGAACCUCUUGACUCAGGUGAUAAAGUUCGAAAUUGGAUCAAAAUGUUUGAAAUGGAUUCACCGGUUAUUUCAGUUGGAAUUGUAGUAUCCCAUGAUCCUAUCAACAUUAAAAACUAGCAAGAAACAGGCACUUUCUUAUUGGUGCCUUCAAGGUCACAUGAUGGUCGCUCAAGGACGACAAAGCGCUAUAAUUCCACUUAGAAUCCUACCUACUUCUACUGAUAAUUUCUGUUUUCUUUUCUUCAGGAUACUAGCUUUCCUUUAUCCUACAAUCCACAAUAACUUAAUUGAUAUGAUCUACUUAACAAUAUAAUUAUUAAGUCCUCAUUUUCGUAUACCAGUUUUGUAUGUUAUUUAGGAAGAUUGUUCAUUUUGAUCUGUUAUCUUUGCAUAGUAAGUAGAGGCAAUAAAAGAUAUGAUAAAAGAGGGAAGAAAAACUUCUAAAAGAAAAGUAUUCUUAUCUUAGGAAUACCUUUAUUCAUUCUGUUAAUUAAUUUUAUACUUAUGGAAAAUAGAGUUAAUAUAACAAUACAAAAAAAGAAGAUUACACUUAUUCCUGUUUUGAUUUCAGUUGAAAAUUGAUCAUUGAAUUCCAUUUCGUUAAAGAGUGUGGUAAAACAAAUACUAGUGGACAAAUCAAACUAAAGAAUGUAAAUAAAUAUACAGAAAUGUUGAGUGAAUCAUGAAAUUUUCUAAAUGGUCACGUUUACUGUUUGUUCGUUGUCUGAAUCUUCCAAAUUUAAUGUUGUCCGACUUGAGUUUAUGCUUUUGUGAAAAUGUAAAUUUCCUUAGUAUCGAGCAUAUACUUUUUAGCACUAUAUAAUCCUUGCACUUGGACUGGCUCCGUCCAACAUAGGACCAGGCAUUACUGCGUAAUGGUCUGAGUUGCCACACUUCAUAUCAGUACAUCAAGUAAAAAGCAUUGAACUGGAAGAUGAAAAUAAGAAAAUUCAGUCAAAAGAAAUGUAAAGUACUGAGAGAGAGAGAAAUGAAGAAUGAGAAAAUGGUGAGAUUCGAUAUAGCGACAAAAUGAGGAUAAUGUGUGUGGGGAUACAUCUGUCCCACUGACAUCGGUUCUCACCCAUAUCACCUAGAAUCUCCAACCACUGGUUUCUCUUGUCCCACCGACCCCAACCACCUAGUCUGCAUCGCCCUACAUGGCUCAAACCAACAGUCAACCAGUCAUACACUGGUGCCAUGUUUUAGUCUGGCCACCUCGGGCCUUUUCCAGCCCGAAUCUACUUCGGCCAACAUUGUGUAACGAGGCAGACAGCGACUAAAUAUACAUAACACGUGUCCCAAUCAUCUCCUUCGAUGAAGGUUCACAACUGUGUCAACUGACUUACCUAUUUUCCCUAAAACUCUCUGUCUGACUUCUGAGUUACUCACAUGGUGACACCACGGAAUAUGGCCUAUACUACGAAGGCAAUGGUGGUCAAACACCUGAAACCUCAGGGGACAUCAGUUGCAGAUGCGUCUUGCUGACGGGUGCUAACAACCAUGAAACCUUGGUCGAGCAGGGUUUUCUACUUUUUGACUCCUGCUAUCUAACAUCAAACUAUGGACUACAAGAUCGGGAUGUCACUGAAAGUCAGAUUUUACCUCCAGGAUCUGCAAACUUCCACAUCAUAUGAAGAAGCUCUUGGAUAUCAAGUUUACGACGGACUGAGACAGUAUAAACCCAUUCGAACUUUACAUAUCAUGGAAGACAAAGAGUAGAACUAACCGAAGCAUUCAACUCAAAACCAUACAGAAUGGAAAGCAUUUAAACUUCUGUCAAAAGGAACAUUAUUGCCAAUUUUUCAGAAAGCAAGUCUUAAGAAUAACUUUCCAAAGGGACGAUACAACUGAUAGAAUUAAGAGAAGGAUACAAAAAAAAACUGAAAUGAUCAUGAGUAACCAAGCUUGUUACUUGCUCUUAGUAUAUCCCUCCAUAUGGUCUAUUCAAGAUUUCAAAGUAGAAAACUUCUUGAAUCACACUCCGUUCGUGCGUCCAUCAGUUCACUUUCACUUAUGGAAACACAUACCAUAGAUCAGCAGAGAAGCUAAUAUCUAAGAAACGUUCUCAUCUUACUGCUUCA